AUUUUCGCUCUGCCAUAGAAUCCUGCAAGGACUUUCAGACCCGGUGAACAACCUAGCACGGCCCCAAAAUGAGGAACCAUAUGGCAGCAGGGUGGUUCUACUCACCCAAGCAAGUAGGAAGGUAUCUUCUAAGCCGGCCUGCAAGCCUUAAGCCUCCCCGCGCCAAGCUUCGCAACCCGAUCCAUAUCCUCGCCGAACUCGACAAGCAUCAGUGGCUGAUGUUCUCCGCGGGGUUCCUCGCCUGGUGCUGGGACUCCUUCGACUUCUUCACCGUGACUCUGACCCUGACUGAGGUAGCGGCAGACUUUGGCGUCUCGAACGCUGACGUGUCGUGGGGUAUCACGGUCACUCUGAUGCUGCGUUCCGUUGGCGCUUUGAUCUUCGGUGUCAUGUCCGAUAGAUACGGCCGCAAGUGGCCUAUGAUCAUCUGCCUCAUGCUCUUCAUCAUUGUGGAGCUGGCCUCCGGUUUCGCGCAGAACCUGACGCAGUUCCUCGCUCUGAGAUCACUCUUUGGCAUUGCCAUGGGCGGUCUCUUCGGCCCCGCUGCCGCAACCGCCUUGGAGGACCUGCCUUAUGAUGCAAGAGGACUUCUCUCCGGCCUUUUUGAGCAAGCCUAUGCGAUGGGUUACCUGCUUGCAGCAAUAUUUUACCGUGCGCUCGUCCCCACGACAGCCCAUGGGUGGAGGUCGCUCUUCUAUUUUGGAGCUGUUCCUCCUGUCUUCAUCAUCAUGUUUCGUUUCUACCUUCCUGAGACCAAUGCCUUUCUUAUCAUGAAGGCGCAAAGAGAGACUGCCAUUGCUGCCCGUGAAGAGCACCGCCACAUGACGACGCAGGGCCUUAGGGCUUGGGCGAGGGAAACCCUUGACGCCGUUCGAUCCAAUUGGGUCCUCUUCAUCUACAUGAUUCUGCUCAUGACCGGCUUCAACACUGUAGGCCAUGGGUCUCUGGACUUCUACCCCACAUUCUUGAAGAAUCAGGUGGGACUCCACGCAACAGAGGUGACAGUGAUCAGCGUAGUAAGCCAGCUAGGCGCUCUCACUGGCGGCACCACCCUUGGCUACCUCAGCACCUUCUGCGGCCGCCGGCUGACCAUGCUGACGGGGUGCGUCCUCGGCGCCGCCAUCACCCCGGCCUACGUCCUCCCGCACACCAUCAAGCUGGCAGCAAGUGCCUUCUUCAUGCAGUUCUUCGCCGGCGGAAUCUGGGGCCCGGUACCUAUCUACCUCAGCGAGCUGUCGCCUGACUCCAUCCGCGCAACCGCCGUCGGCCUCACAUACCAGUUGGGGAACCUGGCCUCGGCCGCGUCGGCUACCAUACAGGCUAUCAUCGGCGAGCGGUUCCCGCUAGAGCCCAAGAAUGGGGUCAAGAGGUUUGACUACGGCAAGGUCAUUGGGAUUUUCAUGGGGAUUGUUUGGGUGAUCGACCUAGUUUUGCUAUUCCUUGGCCCGGAGAUGAGCGAGCAGGAGAGGCAGGAGUAUGCUGCUUCUGCGAAUGAAUCUGAAAGGUUGAGGAAGUCGGGUGUGAGCCUGGCUGAUAUUGGCGCAGAAAAGGCCAAGGCUGUGGUACUGCAGGAGAAGAGCAGGCCUGGGGAAGAAGAGCGCGAAAGCGAGAAGGCGGUGGAUACUCAGCAUGCGGAAAGCGAGCGCGAGGUCGUCUGA
Messenger RNA from Diaporthe batatas, 1658 nucleotides. RefSeq lists its product as uncharacterized. Gene Ontology annotation, molecular function: secondary active monocarboxylate transmembrane transporter activity. Gene Ontology annotation, biological process: plasma membrane lactate transport. The record is from RefSeq and is a predicted model, not a curated record. The transcript has 3 exons. Gene Ontology annotation, cellular component: plasma membrane. The coding region runs from base 69 to 1658 and encodes 529 amino acids. NCBI's taxonomy places the organism in Eukaryota, Fungi, Ascomycota, Sordariomycetes, Diaporthales, Diaporthaceae.